UUGGCUUGGCCUGGCCACGGGUUGUGUUGUGUGUUAAACACGUUGCAAGUUUUUGGCGACGUUUUGUCAAAUGUAAUUAGAACGUGAAACGGGACAACUCUUCAAGGAUUUCCUGUUUCAUCGUUGUGGAUGUCGCUGAACAAUUAAGAACAAUCGCAGAGAACGCAUCGCCACCGCCACCGAGGUCAUUCGAUUUAAGAGACAUAAGUCAUCACGUGGUAGUACGCGAACUGUUUUUUUUAUCGGUAUCGUUCCGGUAGAAGGUCCCGUGACGUCGAAAGUGAACCAACACAGUACCUAGUGUACUGCGAAGCUAACAGGUUCAAAGGUAUUGUUCUGCUACUGACUACGAAAACGGCAAAAAACUACAGUCAACAUGUCUACUAAGAUAAGCAGUAAUGCGGCGGCCAAUCCGGCCUCCAACACUACCACCACAACCAACAGUAACAACAACAACAACAACGAUUCACCGGAUGUACAAGUGACCGUUAAGGAUCUUCCGAUCUCGUUUAAGGUUAAAUACCUUGGCAGUCAACCGGCCACGGGCCUUUGGGGAAUCAAACAUACGAGGCUACCGGUGGAUCAUCUAGUCAGUGUCGCCAAGAACCUACCCCCGAACAGGAUUCUUCCGUUCUGCAAUCUAACCGUCUCGCUGGAUGGGGUAAAAAUCGAGUCCAUCACGUCGAAGCUUUCAUCGAUGUCGAACUUCACCAUCGACACGAUCUCGUACGGUGUACAGGAUCUCGUCUACACGCGCGUCUUUGCGAUGAUAGUGGUGAAGGAAAACUACAACCUCAAAGAGAAAAACCCCUUCGAUGUGCACGCGUUCGUGUGUGACAGCCGAGCGAUGGCCCGAAAGUUGACGUUCGCAUUGGCCGCUUCCUUCCAGGAUUACUCGAAACGCGUGAAGGAAGCCGAGGAGCAUAAUGGUGGAGCGGGUGGCGAUUCCGAGAAGAUGACACGGAAGAAGUUUGCCAUCGACCUGCGGACACCGGAGGAGAUGCAGCUCGAUAUUACCGAGCAGGAAACGGAAGCGUGAAACACACCAUUGUACACCCCUACACAUGCACCUUCCCCAAAACACACACACACACACACGGGAUCAACCUGAGUGCAAAUCCUAGUCGUAAAAUGUAUGCUCCACGGUCGUUCUGUUUCGUAAACGGUGUCGAGCCGCUGGAUGGCGAACUGGUUACUUACCUACGCAUGAGGUCUACCAAAUGUGCAUCCGUGCAUUCCUACUACUGCUAUUGGCUUUUUGUUUUGUUUAUCAUUGAAGUUUAUGUUGUUUUAGUGAAGCGUUUUACACCAGGGACCGUAGAAGAAGGAAAGGUGGAGCAAGCACUGUCUGCCUGCUUUUUCGCUUUUCUUUUACAAAAUGAAGAAAGAAGAUUCGUUAGAACGAAACGCUGUACAAAACGGGAAGCACGAUGAGGCAAAACAGUUACAAUUGUUUUUUUUCUUUUUCUUAUAAGUAAGUCUAUUUCGUUGUGAGAAUGUGUCUGCGUAGCAACGAUCGAGUGCGAGAUCGAGCUAUAUUGUAUAGUAUUUUUAAUCCAAUAAACAUUUACGAGUGGAAUCGUUGUAACAUCUUCCGGCAGGCACCAUGCGGUACGCCUAAG
Messenger RNA from Anopheles darlingi, 1622 nucleotides. RefSeq lists its product as uncharacterized. NCBI's taxonomy places the organism in Eukaryota, Metazoa, Arthropoda, Insecta, Diptera, Culicidae. The transcript has 5 exons. The record is from RefSeq and is a predicted model, not a curated record. The coding region runs from base 377 to 1039 and encodes 220 amino acids.